Vigna radiata var. radiata (mung bean) is the source of this 612-nucleotide messenger RNA. RefSeq names its product putative pectinesterase 10. Lineage: Eukaryota; Viridiplantae; Streptophyta; Magnoliopsida; Fabales; Fabaceae. The record is from RefSeq and is a predicted model, not a curated record. Gene Ontology annotation, molecular function: pectinesterase activity. The coding region runs from base 1 to 612 and encodes 203 amino acids. Gene Ontology annotation, biological process: cell wall modification. The transcript has 3 exons.
AUGGAGUUACUUAGCAGGGAGAUUAUUCUUACUAUUGCUGUCAUUGUUGUUUCUUCUUCGGGGAUUUGUAGAGCAGUGGACUGUGGUGGCCGGCAAAUUUCAAGCACAAUCGUAGUUGGUAGCAAGUCAUCAAAUUUCACAUCAAUUCAAGAUGCCAUUGAUUCAAUACCAAGAAAUAACUCGAAAUGGGUAAAAAUUCAGAUAAAUGGUGGCACAUAUAAAGAGAGGGUUAGCAUCCCAGUGGAUAAGGCAUGCACCUUUAUCCAAGGACAAGGGGCAGAUGUUACCACCAUUACAUCCGAUGACCACUCGGCAACAAAUACUAGUGCCACAUUCACUUCCUUUUCAAUCAAUGUUGUUGUAUCAGAAAUUACUUUUCAGGGAAGAUCAUUGGAGGAGAUGUCAGGUGAGAAUGAAGAGGAUGUUGGAACCGGGGAAAAAUCAGAACAAUCAUGGUUCUUGCUUGAUAUUGUGUUUUACAGUCAAAAUCUUUUCCAGAAGGACAUCUUCAGUGCAAUUGGUUGGAUACCUCCAGCCAAAACCAUGAAUGCUAUUGAGGAGGUGAAAUGGUACCAUUGCGUUUUUGCAACAUCAAGCGCCUUUAGUACCUGA